GGAGUGUGAGAGAGCAGACAUAGAGAGGGGAGUGUGAGAGAGCAGAUAUAGAGAGGGGAGUGUGAGAGAGCAGACAUAGAGAGGGGAGUGUGAGAGAGACAGGGGGGAAGGAGAGGGAUCCAGCCAGCAUCUGGAAUAGAGAUCCAGCCAGCGACCAGGAAGGAGAGGGAUCCCGCUGCCGGAGAGGAGAGAAUUCAACUCCAGAAGACAACUAAAGAGGAAGAGAAAGGCAGCUGAAAGGUGAUGGCAGGUCUCUGGAUGCUGAUGACGUUAUGUAUUUUUCGUCCAAGUUGGGCCCAGCAGACACCUCACCCCACCACCCCGGCCCCUAAUCCAAACGGUGGCCUCAAGAUCCGUCUGGCUGGAUUCCCACGCAAGCACAACGAGGGUAGAGUGGAGAUCUUCUACAACCAGGAAUGGGGCACCAUAUGUGACGAUGACUUCUCAAUGGAAAAUGCGCACGUCCUGUGCCGCCAGCUGGGGUUCACUGAGGCCACGGGCUGGGCGCACAGUGCCAAGUAUGGCAAGGGAUUAGGUCGUAUCUGGUUGGACAAUGUGAUCUGCACGGGAAAAGAAAAAAGUAUUUCAGACUGUAACUCGCGGGGCUGGGGGAACAGCGACUGCACCCACGAGGAGGACGCGGGUGUCAUCUGCAAGGACGAGAGGAUCCCGGGCUACGUGGAGACCAAUACAAUCGAAACGGAGCAGAGGCAGGUGGAGGAGGUUCGCCUGCGCCCAGUAGUCGCAAGCGCCAAGAAUCGCCUUCCAAUAAGUGAAGGGAUUUUGGAAAUCCGGCACAGAGACGCCUGGGUUCAAGUCUGUGAUGUAGGCUGGACCCCAAAGAACAGCCGCGUGGUCUGUGGCCAACUGGGAUUCCCAGCAGACAAGAGGCCGAACAAGAACUUCUACAAGCGGGUAAAAAAACAAGCGGCCAAAAAGUACCCCCCCAAGGUGGCACCGAGGGCCAGACGGGUAAAAAAACAAGCUGCCAAAAAGCUGCCCUCCAAGGUGGCACCGAGGGCCAGAUCCUCUCCAGCCUCCAAACCAAAGGAAGUGAAAGACAGUAGCAGGCUAUACCUAGAACGCCAGAAGCCAUCUUUCCGGCUGCACUCAGUGCUGUGCACGGGCAAUGAAGUUCACUUGUCUCUGUGUCCAAUGGAAUUCUACAAACAGAACAGUACAGCGCCGUGUGAUGGGGGGUCACCCGUGGUUGUGAGCUGUAUUGUGGGACAUCCAGUGGCCACAGCACAAGUAGCCAAUAAGAAAAAGAAGGUGCAGCAGCCACGUGAGGAGACUGUCCGGCUUAAAGGGGGAUCUCGUCCAGGAGAAGGACGGGUCGAGGUCCUGAAGAAAGGUCAGUGGGGGUCGGUGUGUGAUGAUCGCUGGGACCUACAAGCAGCAAGCGUCAUCUGCCGAGAACUGGGCUUUGGGAGCGCAAAAGAGGCAUUGACUGGAGCUCGUAUGGGGCAGGGGAUGGGGCCCAUUCACAUGAAUGAGGUGCGAUGUACGGGGGACGAGAGCUCUCUCUGGGAAUGUCAGUACAAGAACAUCACGGAGGAAGACUGCAAACACAGUGAAGAUGCAGCAGUCAAAUGCAACACCCCGUACAUGGGUUACGAGACUACGAUCCGCCUGGCAGGGGGGCGCACCCAGUCUGAAGGGAGGGUGGAGGUAUUAUGGGGCCCCCGAGGAGCCGAACGCUGGGGACUGGUGUGUGGAGAAGGCUGGGGAACCAGAGAAGCUGCAACUGUUUGUCAGCAACUAGGACUGGGCUACGCGAGCAGCGCACUGCAAAUACGCAUUGUCGGGGGGCGCACACAGUUUGAGGGGCGCGUGGAAGUGAAGCUGGGAGCGUCUUGGGGAUACUUGUGCAGCGACGGCUGGACUACUAAAGAAGCAAUGGUGGCAUGUCGGCAGCUUGGACUGGGGUACUCCCUGCAUGCGGUGACGGAAACGUGGUACUGGGAUGCGAGUAACGCAACCGAGAUGGUGUUGAGCGGAGUGCGGUGUACGGGCAGCGAAAUGUCUCUGCAGCACUGCACACGCCACAAGACGGUCAGCUGCAAGAACACUGGAACCCGGCACGCAGCUGGCGUGAUCUGCUCUGAGACUGCAUCCGACCUGGUACUCCACUCCGCCUUGGUCCAGGAGACGGCCUACAUCGAGGACCGGCCACUGCACAUGCUGUACUGCGCGGCCGAGGAGAACUGUCUGUCCAGCUCAGCUCGUCACGCCAACUGGCCCUACGGACACCGCCGCCUCCUGCGCUUCUCCUCUCAGAUACACAACAACGGCCGUGCCGACUUCCGACCCAAGGCUGGGAGACACUCCUGGGUUUGGCACGAGUGCCAUAGGCAUUAUCACAGCAUGGACAUCUUCACUCACUACGACCUCCUCACCCCCAAUGGGACUAAAGUGGCUGAGGGUCACAAGGCGAGCUUCUGCCUGGAGGACACGGACUGCCAAGAGCUGAUCAGUAAGAGGUAUGAAUGCGCCAAUUUUGGGGAGCAGGGAAUCACCGUGGGAUGCUGGGAUCUGUACCGCCACGACAUUGACUGCCAGUGGAUUGAUAUCACAGACGUGAAACCUGGAAACUACAUUCUGCAGGUUGUUAUUAACCCAAACUUCGAAGUUGCGGAGAGUGACUUCAGCAACAACGCCAUGAAGUGUAACUGUAAAUACGACGGGCACCGGAUCUGGAUACACAACUGCCACCUCGGCGACGCGUUUAGUGAAGAAGCCAAUAAAAGAUUUGAACAAUACAGGGGGCAGCUCAACAACCAGAUCUGGUAACACCCCGGAGGGUAACACUUCGGAGCUUAAUGGCCGGGAGGUGAACGCCCCACAGGGUGCCCUUCAGCCGUGACUUGCAUACAUUACUGUCCACAUUAUAUCAAUUCUGCCCCUCUCUGAAGAAAACACUCAAUUCCUGAUAAAAGCUACAGCUUCACCGUGUGCCCAAAGGGAGGCCUCCACCUCCUCAGCCAGCUGUGUCCUGAAAGCCACUAUAUGCUUCCUCCUGCACCCCAUCCAUCAGCUCAGGAGUUUUUCCAGCGUGUCGGCCUUCGCUUCCUCUGCCUCGGGUGCUAACAGAGUUUGGCUGCAAGAGGGUCUCAGAAGGCAAGAUGGAUGGUGAACCAGGUGGCAUCAAGAAAGUACAAAGGAGGAGGAAUAAGGACCUCACUAAAGCAGGGGAGCCAUACAUUGGCCUGUGGUUAUGUCAAGUGUUCUAGUGGCGCAUCCCGUGACACAGGUGCUCACGCGUGUCCUGCAGUAACAAAUCUGAUAUUUAUCUGAAUGUAACAGGCAACACGUGAGACAGUCACGUCAUAUCGUACAGGACAGCUGCCACGGCCAUCUGCCCUGUUAUACAGGGGAGACUCCUCUGGGCCACGGCCCAUGUGACCCCAUCUGACAUUUUUAACCCAUGUGUGUAAAGUAUGCUAUUU
Messenger RNA from Spea bombifrons (plains spadefoot toad), 3449 nucleotides. It is a transcript of the gene LOXL3, whose product is annotated as lysyl oxidase like 3. The transcript is spliced from 18 exons. Lineage: Eukaryota; Metazoa; Chordata; Amphibia; Anura; Pelobatidae. Gene Ontology annotation, cellular component: membrane. Gene Ontology annotation, molecular function: copper ion binding; protein-lysine 6-oxidase activity. Bases 244 to 2793 code for a protein of 849 amino acids. The record is from RefSeq and is a predicted model, not a curated record. Gene Ontology annotation, biological process: peptidyl-lysine oxidation.